This is a messenger RNA of Plutella xylostella (diamondback moth), 3401 nucleotides long. RefSeq names its product transcription factor BCFI (gene Gata-beta). The record is from RefSeq and is a predicted model, not a curated record. NCBI's taxonomy places the organism in Eukaryota, Metazoa, Arthropoda, Insecta, Lepidoptera, Plutellidae. Gene Ontology annotation, biological process: positive regulation of transcription by RNA polymerase II; cell fate commitment; negative regulation of transcription by RNA polymerase II. Gene Ontology annotation, cellular component: nucleus. Gene Ontology annotation, molecular function: RNA polymerase II cis-regulatory region sequence-specific DNA binding; DNA-binding transcription factor activity, RNA polymerase II-specific; zinc ion binding.
UCCGUAGCAUUAUAAUUUUGUCUUCAUAUCCAAAACAAAGGAGUCCACCCAAUUCAGAAAAUAAGUGCAAUAAAAGGAUAGGAAAUGGUGGUGGUGGACCAAUCAGGAGCUGGUGUGUGGGCGCGGGGCGGCGGCGGGAGCGGCGCCGGCAGUCUCGCUCCGACCGCCGGCGCGCGCGCACGCAGCAUGCUGCACGACUGGCCCGCCGCCUGGCCGCGCCCCGACCAGGCCGCCCUGGACGCCUUCCUCUCGCAGCUCGGCCACCACCACUACAUCAAGGAGGGCGCGGAGAGCGGCAGCGAGCGCCCCCUGUCGCUGUACGCCCCGCCCCCGGCGCCCCCCGCGCCCGCCCCGCUCUCGCCCGCGCGCUGCUACGAGGAGCUGCGGCCCGCACUCGCGCGCGACAUGCAGACCUACGUGCACUUCGAGGACGUGCUCAAGCCGCCGCCGCCCGACUACCGGCGCAGCCCCGAGCCCCGCGCGCGCCACCCGCACCUCGACCACCACGCCGACCACCUCGACCACCACGCCGACCGGCUCGACCAUCACUCCGACCACCUCGACCAUCACACUGAACAUCUCGACCACCACUCUGAACAUCUCGAUCACCACUCUGAACAUCUCGACCAUCACUCUGAACACCUCGACCACCACGCUGAGCACCUGGAGCACCACAGCGACCACAUGGAGGCACAUGGCGAGCACCUGGAGCAGCUGGAGGCGCGCGGCGACCCCCACUCCGAGCACCACUCGGAGCACCACUCGGAGCACCAGCAGGCGUCGCCGGAGCGCCGCGAUGACUACCGCGCGCUGUACGAGCCCUACCCGCCGCCCUACCGCCACGACGACCACCACGUAGACUCGUCGGGCGGGUCGUACGGGCAGCGCUGCGCGUUCGGCGGCGCGUCGCCGUACUUCAGCAGCGGCGCGGAGCUGGCCUCGCAGCUGUGGGCGGGCGCGGGGGCGGGCGCGGGCGCGGGGGCGGGCGGGGAGCGCGCCGCCUCGCCCUACGCCGGCGGGCUGGCGGACGACUACGCGGACGCCGGGGCGGGCGGCGCGCUGCCGGCCUUCAACACGCGCUUCAGCGGGCCCUUCGCCUCGCGCGCGCCCGCCGCCUACUCCGCGCUGCCGCCGCAGCAUCACUACACGCACCAGGAGCCGUGGCGCGCGCCGCUGUCUGCGUCCGCCAGCCUGUCUGCAAUGGAGGUGGCGGAACUGUUCACGGAGGGGCGCGAGUGCGUGAACUGCGGCGCCAUCCAGACGCCGCUGUGGCGCCGCGACGGCACCGGGCACUACCUGUGCAACGCGUGCGGCCUCUACCACCGCAUGAACGGCAUGAACCGCCCGCACAAGCAGACGCGCCGCAAUGUACGUGUGCGCGCGCCGCCGCCCGCCCCCGCCCCCGACAUGGGCGCCAAGCGGCCGGGCAUGGCGUGCAGCAACUGCCAGACGUCCACCACGUCGCUGUGGCGCCGCAACGCCGCCGGCGAGACCGUGUGCAACGCCUGCGGGCUCUACUUCAAGCUGCACAACAUCCCGCGACCCAUCACCAUGAAGAAGGAGUCCAUACAGACGCGGAAGCGGAAACCGAAGAACAGCAUGAAGUCUGAGCGCGGCGGCGGCAAGAGCUCCUCGCACGCGCACCCCCUCCCCGCGCACCCCGCGCACCCCGCGCUGCCCCCCCACGGCAAGAUGGAGAGCCUGCUGGAGGCAAGCGGGCUGAGCGGCGCGCCGGGCGCAGGGUGUGCGACGGCCGCGACGGCCGCGGGGGGCGGGGGGGCCCGCGCCGCGCCGCUGCUGAGCUACUACGUGGUGCCGGGAAUUAAGCUGGAGGAGGCGCGGCGCUACGAGCACGAGCUGGAGCGCCCCACCGUCGUGUCGCUGGGCAGCUGAGCCCCCCCCGCCCCCCCCGCCCCCGCCGCCCCGCCCGCCCCGCACGCACUCCGCUGUCCAGUCUUCUUAUACUUGAGUACGAUACGUAUGCGAGGUGCAGCCGAGCCGCCGCCGGAACAAAGAGGGCGAGUCGCGGCGCCGGCCCAUAAUACAUAGAAUCUCAGUUAGUGUUAGUAGUUAGAGCUUAGUGAGCCGGAGAGAGCCCGGCGAGGUCGAGGCUAGGUCACCAAAUAUACACGAGUACAGUCCGCGCCCAGCGGAACCUACUACAUAAAUCGACUUCAAAAUCAGAGGGCCUUAUCAUAAUUUAUAAAACUAAUGUGGGUAACGUGAUAAUGAUCUUGCCAUAAAUAUACUAUGUCACUGCAUUUACCCUAGACCGGAAAGUUAUUUUUCUUAUAAGUGCCUUAGUAAACAGUGGCCCAUCCUUUAGAAAUGUGUAGUACAAUUAUUUGAUAUAAUAAUACAUAUACCUAUGUAUAUGGUCCUGAGAGGCUAUAACUAUGGAUACAUAAUAUAAAAUGUAUAAUUGUACAAGUAUACCUAGAUAUAUUUAAUUGUUACCAUAAAAAUCAACUAAAGACUAAUAUCCAAAGCAUUCCAUUAAAAGAAAAUGUAGAGCUAAAUUCCUAUUAAUAAUUGUAGUUUUUAUUAUGUAGAAAAAGAAGAUCUAAGCUGACAUUAUACCUAAAAUAUAAGGAAUUAUGAUUAAAGACUGUAUAUUAAGUACCUACUUAUAUUGUUGGGACGCACAAUCGUCCACUACCAACUCGAAUAAAUAAUAAUUAGAUCUAAAGCGAGUACAAUCGAAGUACCUACUCGUACUUACUCCAUGACUUCAGUACAUUCCACACAUUCAUUUUAAUUCCUUUGUAUGUCUUUACUAGUUAUGUACUUAGUCAUUAUUUGUAACACAGGUUUAACGCUUGAGUUUAUUAUUUUAUGACUGAUAAAUUUAUUGUAUGCCUAUUUUUUAUGACAAAGAAGUACAUAUUAUGAUUGUUUAGCUGCAGUAUCCUUGAAUUAGGUAGUACAGGUUUAUAUAGAUGUUUAAAACUAUGCUAAAACAAAAAAAAACUGCUUCCUUGCGGAAUCGCAUAUUCUGGAAUUUUCGCUUAUCAAUAUAAAGGCAAUAUCCUAAAGUAAGAUGCAAGCUCCUAGGACCUAUUCAUAAUUAUUUUCAUUAAAUCAAUGCCUAAACUAGGUGGCUAAAGUUUUUUUGCAUCAAAGAUACAGUGUGGUUAUUUAAACUGUAGGUAUAUAAUAAUGUUUUUUCGUAUUUUUUAUUCAUGAAAUGUUAUAUUUUAUAUCUUAUCUGAUUUAGUUGUAGGACUGGUGUUGCUCAGGGCCCCCACUAGGGAAAGCUAUCUAAAUUAAAUUACGCCAAAUAUUUAUACCUAUGUGAUGUUACUAUUUAUGUUAUAGAGUUUACUGUGUGUCCACCACCUCCAUGUUCUGUACAUAUUAGCAAUCAGAGUACACUUUUAAUAAAUGAUAAGUAAGUCUAA